UCGUUUACCUUUAAAUCAAAACUGUAACUAUUUAGUGAGUAAAAUCGUUUGUAUGAUAAAUCACUUUUUCUCGUGUGCCUUAAUUUCAAUUAAAAAUGCCAAUACUUGGAAAGAUAUAUAUUUGUCCAUUGUACCAUGAAAAUACGUCCAAUUACCGCUUACUGUUUUCCGGCUUUUCCCUCAACAAACGCAACGGCCACAGCUUUUCCCUCAACAAACGCUACGGCCACAGCUUUUCCCUCAACAAACGCUACGGCCACAGCUUUUCCCUUCACAAACGCCACGGCCACAGCUCAUCUCUUCACAAACGUUACCUCCACACCCAUUCCUUUAACAAUAAGCACGGCCUCAUGAGAGAGGGAACUUCGUUUAUCUUCAAAAUCUUUAACUUUACAAAUUACCCGUAGACGGAAACAGUAUCAAAUAUUUCGAGUUCGUCCAUAACCAAAUUGAAAUUGUUUAAUCGUUCGAUUCACACUCCAACAUAACUAAGCGAGAAUCAUACAAGACGCAUAUGUGUAAAAACAAAACCUAGCUAGCUUGCGAGAGCAUGUGCUCCGAAUCACGUACCUAUGAACUGUCAAUCAUUUCUUACAAACAUAUCACGUAACCAAAUUUUUUAUUAUAUCGCUUUAAGCCACAGGUAGCGCAAGCUCUCUAUAUGAACCAUACAAGGAACACAAUACGGCAUAUCGAUUCAUAAGGAUUUGUAUCGGA
This is a messenger RNA of Stylophora pistillata, 717 nucleotides long. RefSeq lists its product as uncharacterized. The record is from RefSeq and is a predicted model, not a curated record. Lineage: Eukaryota; Metazoa; Cnidaria; Anthozoa; Scleractinia; Pocilloporidae. Gene Ontology annotation, biological process: visual perception; homophilic cell-cell adhesion; heterophilic cell-cell adhesion. Gene Ontology annotation, cellular component: adherens junction.